AUGGAUGAGCCGCUCGCGUUCGGUGCAGCGGGACACCAAUUAGCCCACCUUAAUGAGGUGUUGGGACGCAAGGUCAAAGCCCAAGAUGGGGGCAUUCCUCCACUCAGCCGCAUCGCCACCGUCUACAUCUACAUCAUGGAUCAGAAUGACCACGCACCACUGAUAGUUUCACCUGCGGGGAAUGGGACACGCUCCCAAGAGACAGUGCAGAAGAAUGCAGAUCCUGGUGCCUUGGUGACCAAAGUGGUGGCUUACGAUGCAGACGCAGGCCCGAAUGCCUGGCUGGUGUACAUGCUCCAGACAGCCACAGACAUGGACCUGUUCAAAGUGCAUGAGCACACAGGGGAGAUCCGGACCUCCAGACGCAUCCUGGAAGACAACUCCACCUCAUUUGCUCUGACUGUUAUUGUUAAAGACCAUGGACAGCCUCCUCUCACCUCCACCGCCACCAUCAAUGUGGCAGUCAUGGAAGUGCCCCCUAAAGUAGCCCCUGACCCCAAAAGGAUCAUCCGCCCUCACAGCCCGCUGCUCUUCUCCAAUGUAACCCUCUAUCUGAUUGUGGCUCUAAGUGCUACCACCUUUGUUUUCCUAGUGACUGUUGUGGUUCUGGCCAUAGUCCGCUGUCACGCCUAUUGCUCUCAGCCUGGGUCCUGCUCUUCGUGCUGCGGCUCACAAAAGCCCCCUCCAGAUGGGGGGAGCAGCAGUGUGAGUGCAGGUGCGGCUGGUGCAAGUGGUGGACAACCCAACAACAAUGUGGUGUUGAGAAGAGACCUAAAAGUGGAGCCACACUACAUUGAAGUGCGAGGAAAUGGCUCGCUAACAAAGACUUACUGCUAUAAGACUUGCCUAACUGCCACCUCUGGCAGUGACACUUUUAUGUUCUACAACACGGGACGUCCCAUUAGCGGCACCUGGGGAAGCGGUGCAGAGCGCUUCUUCACCAGUAACAGUGGAUUUGUGCGGAGACUGAGCAUGCCUGACGCUUCUCUGCAACUUUGCCCUGAGCCAAAAGCCCCCAAUGCUGACUGGCGAUAUUCUGCAUCUUUGAGAGCAGGGAUGCAGACAAGCUCAGUCCACAUGGAGGAGUCCGGAGCAGUGAUGCAGGGAGCCCAGGGGAUGCUGGUCCAGAACUGGCCCACUGUCUCCAGCGCUGCAGAUGGAGAGGGUGGUGGAGAGCUAUCUCCUCCUGUAGGGGCUGGAGUCAACAGCAACAGCUGGCACUUCAGAUAUGGAGCAACUGGCCAAGGCUACAUGCCCGCUCCUCAGCCCCUGAAGCCCGGGGAGAUCCCUCCUGAAGCAUUCAUUAUCCCAGGAUCGCCAGCCAUCAUCUCCAUUCGCCACGACGCAGGACCUGUAGACGACAAGGGAGACUUCAUCAGCUUUGGCAAGAAAGAUGAGGCCAAGAAGAAGAAGAAGAAGAAGAAGGACAAAAAGGACAAAAAGGAUAAGGGAAAGGAUGAUGGCGAUGACUAG
Messenger RNA from Knipowitschia caucasica, 1473 nucleotides. Lineage: Eukaryota; Metazoa; Chordata; Actinopteri; Gobiiformes; Gobiidae. The record is from the annotation of a GenBank genome assembly.